UCUCUCUCUUUUCCACGCACACACACUCACACACACUCCCAUACACAUUCGCACCAGCUGUGCUGUUGUCAGUCUUGGAAUGUAAGCACUGCCGUGAGGAGUCAGAGUCUCCACCGCUAAGCACUGCUAAGGAGUAGGAACACAGUACCGUGCACUCAGUGACACAGAUGGAUGCUAAGCUGUGAGAAUCAAAGGGAUCUAAAGGAGAUCAAAGAAAGGAAUACAAUGUCUGUUCUGAUGACACCACCUUCCAGUGCUGAUCCUCUCAGAAGCUUAUCACCAUAAUUCAGAAGUCAUUCAGGACAUUUCCCAGCUGAUUGGAUACCAUGAUAACCAAUCAAGUUCUGCUGCUCCUCAUGCUCUCUAUCCUCUGGCCCACUACUGCCCUUCCUUUUGCGCCUGGGAAUAUUGGGAAUCUGUUUGGGAUGCCAGAGAGUGAUGGUAAGAUUCUUCAGCGGUCCAAACGUGGAUGGAUGUGGAAUCAAUUCUUUCUGCUCGAGGAAUAUACAGGAAACGACCAUCAAUAUGUUGGCAAGCUGCACUCUAACAUGGACAAGGGCGAUGGCAACGUGAAGUACAUCCUGACUGGAGAUGGGGCAGGCACCUUGUUCCUGAUUGAUGAGAAGUCUGGGGAUAUUCACGCCACAAAGAGGCUGGACAGAGAAGAAAAAGCCAUGUACACACUGAACGCAAAGGUUCUGGACAGAAACACCAAUGCAGAGCUGGAGCCUGACACUGAAUUUAAUAUCAAAAUUCAUGACAUCAAUGACAACGCCCCAAAGUUUGCAAAGGAAAUCUACUUUGCUAGUGUGCCUGAAAUGUCUGAAGUGGGUACAUCUGUUGUCACUGUAACUGCCACUGAUGCUGAUGAUCAAACAUAUGGGAACAGUGCCAAGCUUGUGUAUAGCAUUCUACAGGGACAGCCCUACUUCUCUGUGGAUUCUGAAAAUGGCACGAUAAAGACAGCUCUCCCUGGUAUGGACAGAGAAGUCAAGGAAAACUACCAGGUUGUGAUCCAGGCUAAAGACAUGGCUGGGCAGAUGGGAGGGCUUUCAGGAACCACUACAGUCAGCAUCACUCUCUCUGAUGUAAACGACAGUCCGCCUCGCUUUGCGAAUCAUUCCUUCCGUGUGACUGCUGUCGAGUCCACAGUGAUUGGAGCUGCUAUUGGGCGAAUUAAGGCUGAUGAUCCAGAUGUGGGCCGUAAUGCUGAGAUGGAGUACACCAUAGUUGGUGGUCAUGACAUUUUUAAUAUUAUCACUGACCAAAUCACACAGGAGGGAGUCAUCAUAAUAAAAAAGCCACUGGAUUAUGAAACUAAGAGGGACUACGAGUUCAGAGUGGAGGUGAAAAAUACCUACUUGGAUGCAAGGUUCAUCCAUGGUUUGCAAUUCAAAGACUACGCCACGGUCAAGGUAACGGUAGAGGAUGUGGACGAGCCCCCAAUUUUCACCAGGAACCCUUACAUCAUCGAGGUGCACGAGGACACGGCUGCUGGCAGCUUCGUUGGUGUGGUAUCAGCCAGAGACCCAGAUGCUGACAACAAGCCAGUCAAAUACUCCAUUGAUCGACACACAGAUCUGGAGAGGCUGUUCAACAUUGAUUCUGUGAAUGGGACCAUCACAACACUGAAAGCACUGGACCGAGAAACAUCCAAAUGGCACAACAUUUCUGUGGUGGCUACAGAAAUAAAUAAUCCACGUCAGACAACUCGAGUGCCAGUGUUCAUCAAGGUGUUGGAUGUCAAUGACAACGCCCCCGAGUUUGCCAUGUCCUACGACACAUUUGUCUGUGAGAAUGUCAAGGCAGGACAGUUGAUUCAGACAAUAAGUGCUGUUGACACAGAUGAACCUCUCGUGGGACACAAGUUUGUGUUUAGUAUAAGUCCCACCAAUCCCAAUUUUACCAUUGAUGACAGGGAAGAUAACACUGCCAAUAUCCUGACACGGAGGGGAGGUUUCAGUCGCCGUGAGAUGAGCAUGUACCUCUUGCCUGUAGUGAUCUCUGACAACGACUACCCCAUUCAGAGCAGCACCAGCACACUGAUCGUGCGCGUGUGUGCUUGUGACAGCCGUGGAAACAUGCAGUCGUGUAACCCUGAGGUCUUGCCCUUCUCAGAUGGUCUCACAACUGGAGCUCUAGUGGCCAUACUGCUCUGUGUCAUCAUCCUUCUCAUGAUUGUGGUGCUGUUUGCUGCCCUGAGGAGACAGAGGAAGAAGGAGCCUCUGAUCAUCUCCAAAGAGGAUGUCAGAGACAACGUUGUCAGCUACAACGAUGAAGGGGGUGGAGAGGAGGACACUCAGGCCUUUGAUAUUGGCACGCUGCGCAACCCAGAGGUGAUGGAUGCUAACAAGCUACGCAGGGACAUCAUACCCGAAAUGCUGUUUCCCUUUCGGAGGACAUCACCUAUAAAGGAUAACACGGAUGUCAGGGACUUCAUUAAUGGGAGGCUUCAGGAGAAUGAUUCAGAUCCAACAGCACCCCCUUAUGACUCCCUGGCCACGUAUGCUUAUGAGGGCACUGGGUCACUGGCAGAAUCCCUCAGUUCCCUGGAGUCCGCUGCCACUGAGGGGGACCAGGAAUAUGAUUACCUCAGCAACUGGGGACCACAAUUCAAAAAGUUGGCAGAGAUGUACAUAGGGAAGAGCCCUGGCAGAGAAACUUAGACAAAGAUAGUCUCUCUUUUCCAAGUCCAUGCUUCUCUGUCUGUUUAUCUAGCUAUCUGGCUAGCCAGCUAUUUGUCUAGUCAGUUAGCUAGCCAGCUAGUUGACUGUCUGUCUGCCUAUCAAGCUAUCUAUCUGUUUGUCUAGUUUGCUAGCUAGCUUGCUAGUUAACUAGUUGUCCAUUUGAUUCUCAUAAAUGUGUGUGCAGGCACAAAAAUAAACAGACACACAGACACACACACACACACACACACACACACACACACACUUAAACAAAAAUCACUGCUAUCCACAUGUGGAUGCUAAAAUGAAAAUUAAGACUUGAACUGUGCAGAAUUUUCUCUUAAUGGAGAUACAGUAUAAAUCUCAAAGUUUUACUGUUUUUGGUCAUAAUCAGUAAAGAUGCCUUUGAAUUUUAGGAUUUUUUGUGAACAAUGAUGUGGACAAUGUGUUUUGUAAUUGACAUGAGCGAUAGUAGUAUUGUAUACUAUCAAUGUUUAAUGGUACCGGACUGGGUUUGGGUGGGAUAGGGAUGGAGUCGAAUGGCUUUUCGAGCCAGCUCCAUUAAAUACUGUACAUGUACAAAAUGUUUUUAACGAUGGACAUCCUAUAUACUAUUUGCUAUAUCUGUUUGACAAGCAAUGUUCAUGUGAAUGGUUGGUGCAGUUUAUUUGUCAAACUGUGAAUUCAUUUCAUCAUAUAGGUGUAACAUGUAAUGGAAAGUGUAUGUUGUAGAAAACUGUCAUACACUGAAUUCAUGCUGUUUGAAUGCUGAGUCAUAUUGUUUUAUAUUUAUAUUUUUAUACUUAUUUUCUUAAUAAAACAAUGUAAAAAAGAAACCACACAUUUCCAGUUACGUAAUUUCAACUAAUGUGGUUCAUUAAACUGCUUUUGUGAUGAAAUACAGAAAUAACCA
Messenger RNA from Maylandia zebra (zebra mbuna), 3579 nucleotides. It is a transcript of the gene cdh10a, whose product is annotated as cadherin 10, type 2a (T2-cadherin). The record is from RefSeq and is a predicted model, not a curated record. Gene Ontology annotation, cellular component: plasma membrane; adherens junction; catenin complex. NCBI's taxonomy places the organism in Eukaryota, Metazoa, Chordata, Actinopteri, Cichliformes, Cichlidae. Gene Ontology annotation, molecular function: cadherin binding; calcium ion binding; beta-catenin binding. Gene Ontology annotation, biological process: cell-cell junction assembly; calcium-dependent cell-cell adhesion; homophilic cell-cell adhesion.